AUGCCGAAAAGCCCUGACUACUACAAGAUCCUCGGCGUGUCCCGUGAUGCGACCCAGCAACAGAUCCGCAACGCAUACAAGAGAGAAUCCCUCAAAUUCCACCCCGACCGAGUCCCCGCCGACUCCCCCGAACGACCGGCUCGGACGCAGAAAUUUCAAGAGAUCAACGACGCCUACUUUACUCUGUCCGAUCCUACCCGACGCCGCGAGUACGACCAGACCCGCGACUUCGAAGAAGCUGAAGAGGAAGUCGACGAGGAGGUGCCCCAAGGCGCCGGCGGCUUUCCAUGGUCGCGCUUCGGGUUCGGUAGUCGCGAUGAGCGCGACUCCGAUCAGUUCGGGUCUGUGUUCGAGGAGAUGUUGCGCGAAGAGGGACUGGCCGAGGAAGAGGGCACAAAUGGUGACAGACGCACACGGCCCACGUCGCGGUUCUGGGGUAUCGUGGGCGGCAUCAGUGGAGGUGCGCUAGGCUUCAUCGUGGCCAAUGUCCCGGGUGCGUUGGCUGGCGCUGUGGCAGGAAAUCGCUUGGGUGCCGUGCGCGAUGCCAAGGGCAAAAGUGUCUAUGAGGUUUUCGUGGACCUUCCGCAGCCAGAUCGGGCGCGGCUCUUGAGUGAGUUAGCGGCGAAGGUGUUCCAGUCAACUAUGGGCCGGUAA
Molecule: messenger RNA, 654 nt
Organism: Penicillium canariense
Lineage: Eukaryota; Fungi; Ascomycota; Eurotiomycetes; Eurotiales; Aspergillaceae
Product: putative DnaJ chaperone (Caj1)
Exons: 4
Coding region: 1-654 (217 amino acids)
Source: RefSeq, a predicted model, not a curated record